Anastrepha obliqua is the source of this 3732-nucleotide messenger RNA. RefSeq lists its product as uncharacterized. The coding region runs from base 428 to 2950 and encodes 840 amino acids. The record is from RefSeq and is a predicted model, not a curated record. The transcript has 8 exons. Lineage: Eukaryota; Metazoa; Arthropoda; Insecta; Diptera; Tephritidae. Gene Ontology annotation, biological process: positive regulation of DNA-templated transcription. Gene Ontology annotation, cellular component: SWI/SNF complex.
GGAAAAUGGUAGCCUUGCAUUGCAUUAAAAGUGUGUUUUCAGCGAACAGAAGCUUCUUGAAUGUGCGAGUAUUCGUUCAAAAAAUAUAACUAAAUUAAACAUAAAUAAAUCGCAAUGGUUUCUCUUACCCAUGGAAAUACAAAUGCAGUGGGCCUGAUGAGUGUUAUGUGCCUGAUGGGAUGUUUUAAAUUAAAAUCAAUAAAAAGUAAAAAGUGAAUCAAUCGCUUCAAGAACUCGAUGCUAUUAACAAAUACAACAAAAAAGUAAACAAAAAACCAAUGGAACUUUAAUUAAUAAGAAACCAACAAUUCAGAUAAUAAAAAUUUAGUAUUAGUAAGAAAAUAAAACAAGAAGCAAACCCCCUUAAUUGUCUUCCAAGCAACCAAUAAAGAAAAUUCCAUAAGUCCUCAAGUUCAUAAGACGAACGAUGGAAAAAGUUGUCGAAAUUUACCUCGGCGACUGCAAUAAACGGCGAAUAUUCCAUGCUACGUCUCAGCAAGCAACUACAACAAUAGCAACGAGUAAGGAACAAAAACAAACUCAAAAGUACUACUACACGAAGAGCAAAAUACACAAAAACUACAAUAGCAAUACAAACCGAAGACACAACGAAAAUCGUGGGCAACAACAAACGCAACAAUCAAAGCAUCGACAAAACCGAACUUCGUGUCAGCAACAGUAUCAUGCACAAAAUGCGGCGACGACCGGAACAUCGCAAAAACAACAGCAACAGCAACAACAACUACAACCACAGCUAACACCCACUGUCGACUACUUCCGCUUCUCCGCUUUGUAUGCACUGGUAGCAACAUCCGCUACCACUGCCGCGUAUCAUAUGCGUGACGCGUACGCGUGUGUGACUGCCUACGAUGAAGUCAACGACGACAGCGACAGCGACUGCGACUGCGAGGACGACAACGGCGGUAAUUCUGGCGGUACGCCUCACCAUCACAACACACGGCAGCGGCAUAUCACUGAUGCAACCACCACUAUGGAAUUGAAGCAUAGCCGUACAAGCCUUAUACAACCGCAGCUUAGCAAAUUGUUGCGAGUCGCAUGCCUUCGCAAUGGUAAUGGUGUUCGUCAUGCAACUAGUAUUGGUGUGGGUACUGGCGGCGCAGGUGGUGCCAGUAGUUGUGGUCUCUUCAAUGCGAUUGGUACUGCCACCGGAAGUGGUACCAGUUUUGUGGGUAACGGCUUCGAUACGCGUAGCAUUUUCUAUUUAACGCUCGUAUUCUUUAUCUAUUGUGGUGUGAUGAUGCGCGCCUCGGUGGCAGCAACUGCCCUUGCUAAUGCGACGCAUAACAAUAAUAAUAGUGAUAGUAAUGAAAAUAAUGCGCCAACGGCAGCGACGAAUAUGACGCCAAACUCGGCUUCUAUUGAAAAUGUGCAGACUAAAACCGUAAGAGAUUUGAUAGCUUUUGUACGAGCUUCACCAUCAACCACAUUUGGGGACGCAUCUGCAUUGUCACUAUCAUCACCUGUCAGCAACUUUACAACUGAUAUUGUGAAUAGCAGCCGUAAGGGGUCAUCGCUAGCAGUAACGGACGCGUCGUUAGCCGUUUUGGUGGGUAAGGAUGAACGUCUAGCGAAAAUGCAACGCGUUGUAAAGCGCGAUACCGCUCAUGUGCCUGAUGAUGAGGAUGAUUCCGCUUAUCAUGACGACGAAUUUGAUGAAUACGAGGCUUUAAUAAAUAAUCGAUCUGCAAAAGGUAAAUACAUCGGUGCUCCCUGCUUCAGCAACUUGACGUGCGAAACUUCACUAUUGCAUGUCACGUGUGAAAAGGAGACAAAAACCUGCGGCUGUGAAAAAAACUAUCCAGUACAGCUUGGACUAACCAAAGGUUGCGACAAGCCUAAAAAACUGGGCGAACAGUGUUUCUACGAUGAAACUUGUAUGUAUAACGACGAAAAUUCCCUUUGUGUUCAGGUGCGACACAAUGCCAUAUGUCAAUGUGCACAUGGUUUUCAUUCCGUAAGUCACACGAAGCCAACGCGACGCAUUUUUUGUACGAAAGACUUAAAGGAGCUGAAUUCUGAUUUACCUACUUUACUGGGUGUUACAACGGGGAUCGCAGUGCUAGCCGGGCUGAUCUGUAUGGUAUUACACCUUUUCAGUAAGACGAAAUACCCACGUCCACGAAACUUCGGCGAUGCGAAUCUCCCGCCACCCAUUAUGUACUCCAGUGAUACAGGUAUACCAUUGACAGUACAAUCGGGACGUCCAUCAUCACGUUCCAGUCUCCGUUCGAGCGGCUCAAUCGGUUCCUAUGGCAAUCGACGUGCUUCUUCCGGUGGCGCAACAACUGGCGGCGGGCAUGGUGUGGGCAUAAGUGGUGGCGGCAGUAGCGGUACGAAAGGCAUACUCGUCUCUACAUCACGUACAGGUUCUCGAAGACCAAGUCUAGCGUCGGUUCAUAGUACUAGUUCGUCCGUGCGUAGCUAUAGUAUGAUGCGUUUCGAGAAGGAGGUCCAGCAGAAGGAGAUUCGUCAGGAGAUGAAAUUGCGUUUGGCGCGUCUACAACAACAACAACACCUUAAUCAAAAUAAACCGCAAAUUGUAAUUGGCGACACACUGCAACAUCAUAUGGGUGCGGCGUCGGCGUUCAGUCGUUUGAGCGGCAUGCCUACGCCGAGUCCAUUGACGCCCAAUUCAAUGGAUGAACUACUACCGUCGGUGGAUGAGCUACAAGAGUAUCCACCGAAAAGUGACGAUCUAGCAACAAAAAUACAUAAAAUAACGGCCGAAAGUGUGGCCGCUUCAACGCUUACAGCAUUAAGACAGGCGGCGGUGGGCACUAGUGAAGCAUUAAUUGGUGCGACAACAACGGCGACGGCCAGUUCGGGUGCCAGUGGCAGUGGCGGUUUGGUGACACCUGCCACGCCGUCCGACAUGACUGGAGCGGCCGCUUAUAUUGGACCAUGUAGUUCAUCGACUGAAGCACUCUAAAGGUAUACAUAAGCGAUAAAAACGAAAUAAUUAAUAAAUAAUAAUAAAAUAAAUCGAGAAAAGCAGCAGAAAAUUACGAAUUUGCCAGCAAAUAAACGUUAGAGGCUUCAAACGUAAAAAAUAUAUUUAAGCAUACAAUAAAAAUACUCGUAUUUACUUACGAAGAAAUACUCGUAGAUGACAUAGCACAUUUGCAUACCUGUGCAUACGUAUAUGUGUGAGUACAUUUGCAUGUGCGUGUUUGCAGUAGUGCGCGAGAAAAUAUGCAACACUGCUGCGCAAACAGGCAUAUAAUUUCUAGUUGAAAUUAAAAAAAGAAAAAAAUGAAAGAUAUUAAAUGCGUUUUGCUUACAAAAUUAGCAAAAUCAAUUAAUUAAUUUUUUAUGCAGCAAUUGUAGUAGGUUAGGUUAGUUUAGCGAUUAACGGAAUGAUACGCGACUUGCUUGUAAUGGUUUAAUGUACGGAAUGCAUACUUUAAGAAAUGUAGGGCGUUACACGUUUUUGUUUCUGAAUUGAAUUGACAUAUUUGCAGGUUGCAUGUCAACAAUGAAAAACCAGUUGUAAGGUUAUCAUAUAAACAUUUCAACUUAUAUGUUCGUAAAUGUUAAUAGGUAUCGAUUUUACUUUAGACUAGCGAAACUAUAACAUUGUUGUUGAUCCUGUAAUAGAAAGACCUAGAGAAACCUUACAUUAUUUUUUCAUCGUACACAUUUACAUACAUACGUAUAACUUUUUAUUUUGCCUAGAGCUUUGAUAUAUGUAUGUAUGUACCAAUGCUUUAA